AAUCUGCCUCCUUGAUUGAUACAAAUCCUUUUUUAUUGCUUAAAAUUAACUCGACUGAAUUUUACCUCUUAAUAAACUAGUGAUGGCUACGAUGGCUUUCUCUCUUGGUAGGGUGAGAACAUGGGCACUGCUAGUUGGUGUGUUGGCUUUUUGUUCGAUUGCUUUAUUAUCUUAUAAGGAGAAUCCUGUGCUUGGGCCAAACAACAAGAGUGCGAUGACAAAUAGGGGGGCAAAUAACGGGUCUAAAAUAUUGGGUCGGAGCUCCAGCAGGCUGAUGGGCUCAUCGACUCCGCUCCUCUACAGCCUACAGGGUCGAGGCUCGAGCUGGGUAGCCGUAUUCCUAUUAGACGACUUCAUUCUGGUUCUAGUUCCGGUUCCGAAUCCCAUUUCUUUGCUCCUGGAAUAUUUAGCUUCGAAUUUGGAUAAAGAAGAGGAAAUAUACAUCAGAAGAAGAAGAUGGGUACAGUGGAACCCAGUUUGGAAGAAUUGUUGGAGCAGAAGAAGCGCGUCAGGAACCCUCUUGUUCCAGCAUCCAGCAGUGGCUUUGACAAGGAAUUGCAUAGCUUCUGCCAGAAGUUCGGACUCAACUUUUACAUGGCUACUGAGGUACACUUAUGACUACAGGGGUCGUCACUCCUCACUGCUGGAUUAGUCAGUUUCAGGUGAGGCAAUUCACAGUUGGGUCAGAUCUUAAUGAGAGCGAGGGUGGUUGUUCAGGGGGCCACAGUGGCAUUUAUAGUUGGCACAGCAUGCUACUAUGGUGUGGAAAUCCCUGGAAAUCAAGUUAGACUCUCUGCCUUGCUUACAGUUUUUCAAAGUUUCGUGUGGUCCUUAUCCGAAAACAAUACGAUGUAGGAGACAAAGGUUCCUUGUUGGAAAACAUUUUUGCCUGCAAUCAGACAAAAUUUUG
This is a messenger RNA of Rubroshorea leprosula, 910 nucleotides long. The record is from the annotation of a GenBank genome assembly. Lineage: Eukaryota; Viridiplantae; Streptophyta; Magnoliopsida; Malvales; Dipterocarpaceae.